AUGACGUGGCCAGCCGUGCUGCCACUGCAAUGCAGCAUGGAGAAUCCCAAGCGGCUGUCCCUGGGCGCGUUGGUUGAAGCAUUGGCGAAUGAAACUUCCUCGGAGGAGCGAACCUCGGUGACUCAGGUGGCUGCCUUGGUGGCAGCCGUUCAGCCAAGGAAUUGCCCCUACCAGCUCACACGACUGCCCAAGGGAGACCUGGUGAUCAUGUUCUCCGACGGACUGCGCGACAAUCUCCAUGAUCGUGAGGUUGUGAGCUUGGUAAAUCGCACUUUGCCCCCGAUGUGUGCCGACUUGGUGGGUCUGCUGGAUCGCUGCACGCCGCCAGAGACAAUUGCCAAGACCUUGGCGCUGGCGGCGCAGGAACGUUCCAUGGACGCCACCGCCAAAGUUCCAUUCGUGGAGUACAGCAAGCGCCACGGAUUCGAGUGCAUCGGCGGGAAGCAAGAUGAUAUUACGGUGGUUGCAGCAUGGGUGGUCGCAGAUGAGUCCCAACCAAAUCCAGACGCGCUGGAUGUCGACGAGAUCGUGGAGGAGAUGCUUCUGGCUGAGGAGGCUGAGGAAGAGCGACUUCGGUUGGAGGAGGAGGAGAGGCUCCGCCUUGAAGAGGAAGAGCGGCUCCGCGAGGAAGAGGAGGAGAGGCUCCGCCUUGAAGAGGAAGAGCGGCUCCGCGAGGAAGAGGACGAGGAACUGCUGGAUGAGGAAGAUGAGGCUUUCGACCAUGGUGACAAGUCCCCAGCCACUUCCAAUGUGUCUUACGAGUACUACGCAGCGGACGGGGAUGCCAAUGAGGAAGAUGAUGAGGCGAAACCGCGAAACGCCCGAGGAUCUGGCCACAUCCACGCAAAGAAGUCCUCCCGCGACUUCGAGAGGAAGAACAAGACGGAGGUCCGCGCUGGCACACGACGCCAAGAAUUUCGGCCAAUGUCCAGCAGCAAAGCUGCUUGAUGGGCUGGAUGCCUGGCAAUUCUGUUUUCCACGGCCAGGUCUCAGCCGGUCCCAGCAGCAAAGCUGCCACGGCCAGGUCUCCGUCGUCUGACUUCAGUUUCACACGAGCACUGCCGAGAUCAACAGCAUUUCGCCUUGGGAAA
This is a messenger RNA of Cladocopium goreaui, 1091 nucleotides long. The record is from the annotation of a GenBank genome assembly. NCBI's taxonomy places the organism in Eukaryota, Dinophyceae, Suessiales, Symbiodiniaceae.